CCAAGACACGAGGAGAGAGACCGAGGCCCAUGGAGCCACUGCUGAGCUCUUGGGAAUCGAAGCCCUGAUUUUUGGAUGAUUUACAUGCAUUUCAAGUUUUUGUUUUUUAUACCAUCAUUACCUGGAAUUAUGCCCUGACGUUUUUUCUUUUGUCGGUGACAACGUCGGUGACUUGAGCAUCCUUGAAGCUGAAACAAUUCUGUAGAUCACGUGCCUAUGCUCUGCACUGGAUAUCUGGGGAUCACAUGUUUUUUUUUUAAAUUCCAUGUCGGUUUUUCAUAAACUGGAACUUCAGUGAGUUCGUUCGAUUGACAUCCUGCCAUAUGUCUUCAAACCAACUGUCCGUAUUUCUACCGGAGGGGAUUUAAACCAGGUGGAUAUACAGACUGAAUCAUUUGAAUGAACCUCAUUUCCUUGAUUUUGGACGGAGACUUCAUAUAAGGUGACGGAAGAACUUCACACGCCAGAGAAUACGGUCAUUUAAGACAUCUCAGGCGAAACAGUAGGCUGUGCAACAUGGUGCAUUGUGCUGGGUGCGAGAGGCCUAUCCUGGACCGAUUUUUACUCAAUGUUCUGGACAGAGCUUGGCACGCCAAGUGCGUACAGUGUUGUGAAUGUAAAUGCAGUUUAACAGAAAAAUGCUUCUCUAGAGAGGGGAGACUCUACUGCAAGAAUGAUUUCUUUAGGAGAUAUGGAACCAAAUGCGGAGGUUGUGCACAAGGAAUCUUGCCUAACGAUUUGGUUCGCAAAGCAAGGAACAAAGUUUUUCACUUAAACUGUUUCACCUGCAUAAUUUGCAACAAACAGCUUUCAACGGGCGAAGAAUUGUACAUCUUAGAUGAUUAUAAAUUCAUGUGUAAAGAGGACUAUUUGAGUAGCAGCAUCGGCAAAGACACCACCCUUCUCUCAGUUACGACAUGCAGUGACCCAAGCCUAUCCCCAGACUCCCAAGAUCCACAGGACGACGGGAAGGACUCUGAAAUUGGACAUUUAUCAGACAAGGAACCCUGCAACAAUGAGAACGAAGAACAGAACACGGGAACAAAACGACGAGGGCCCCGAACCACCAUCAAAGCAAAACAGCUCGAGACCCUGAAAGCUGCUUUUACGGCCACACCAAAGCCCACCAGGCACAUUCGAGAGCAGCUCGCACAGGAAACUGGACUCAACAUGAGAGUUAUUCAGGUUUGGUUCCAGAACAGGAGAUCAAAAGAACGACGAAUGAAGCAGCUCAGUGCGUUGAGUACCAGGAGGCAUCUUUUCUUCCGCAGUCCUCGAAGGAUGCGGACGUUGAUGGACCGGCUAGAGCCUGGUGAACUCAUGCCGAACGCACAUUAUGCUUACGGAGAUUAUCAAGGUGAGUACUACGGCCCCGGGGCUAAUUACGAAUACUACCCUCAGGGUCCCCCCUCAUCACAAGCACAAACCCCGGGGGACCUGGGCUACGCGCCCUCCUCGGGCCCCGCGGGCACCCCUCUGGGGAGCAUGGAGCACCACCACCCUGGGCACCAUCCGUCCGGUGACGUGUCGUGCUACACAGACAUCAUCUCGCAGCACGCCAGGGACUCGCCGAGUCCGGAGCCCAGCGGCCCCGCUUCCAUGCAGAGCAUCUCCAGUGAGAUGUGUGGCCCUGGCACACCCUUCACGUCCCUGUCUCUGAACGGCAGCGGGUACAGCAACCAGCUCUCACACACGUCCUCAGAGAUGAGCGAAGGCACUGUCUGGUAGCCGGGGAUGCACACAGAGGAAGACGAAGGAGAGGAAGAAGAAAGGCAAUGGCACUCUACACUGGCUCAGAACAUAGGGCCUGGACUAUUUUUAUUGUUCUGUUGUUAUUUAAAUAUUCAGAUUUAUUUAUGUGAUUAUUUAUUAUUUAUGUCAUUAAUUAAUUAUUUGUAUUUAUUCAUUAGAGAAAAUAUUACAAGCUGGCCAUUUUAUCCACCAUCUUGAUUGUUGUAUUUAUAUGAUGUGUUUCUGUAAUAAAGACUUAAUUGUUGCAGCUCGCAACAAUGGAACUA
Messenger RNA from Clupea harengus (Atlantic herring), 2018 nucleotides. It is a transcript of the gene lhx1b, whose product is annotated as LIM homeobox 1b. The record is from RefSeq and is a predicted model, not a curated record. Gene Ontology annotation, cellular component: nucleus. Gene Ontology annotation, biological process: regulation of transcription by RNA polymerase II; neuron differentiation. Gene Ontology annotation, molecular function: zinc ion binding; RNA polymerase II transcription regulatory region sequence-specific DNA binding; DNA-binding transcription factor activity, RNA polymerase II-specific. NCBI's taxonomy places the organism in Eukaryota, Metazoa, Chordata, Actinopteri, Clupeiformes, Clupeidae.